AUGCACGAACCAAAGCCUGGCUCUGAUGGAGCACAAUUCGUCUUCCCCACUUGGCGGAAAUGUUUGAUUCUCACCGAUGCUUGCUUCGUGGUUUUUACCAGUUCUUCCGCUCUGUGUUCCAUGUUUCCGGCGACUGCGCAAAUCGCAGCCGAGCUGUCCACCACAGUGGAAACACUCCACAUUGCCAAUGCAUGUGUCCAGAUUGCAAUGGGCAUAUCUUUGUUCCUCUGGCAGCCGAUCCGGAGUUUCAUUGGGCGCCGGAAUGCAUACCUUGUGGCCAUCCUCAUCCUUUUCUGUUUCUCUAUCGGCGCUGCUCUAGCCAUCAAUGCGAGUAUGUUCAUCGCGAUGAGGAUCAUUGUUGGGUUCACAGGAACGUUCCUGCUGGUGGCGGGACAAGAAAUACUGACAGAUUCAUUCGAUCCGGUUGGUCGUGGAGCAGCAUUUGGGUAUAUGCAGAUAGGGAAUACCACAGGUCUCACUAUCGGACCUUGUAUUGGUGGCAUUAUUGUCGCCUUCACCAGUUGGCGGAUAAUAUACUGGCUACAAGUCGGAUUAGCCGGGCUAAGCCUGUUACUCUCUUGGCUCUUCAUUCCGAAAGAGAAAAGAAAAGGCACAACUUCCCAAGGGUCAAGCUCACGUCUUGCGGCAUUGAACCCUAUAAAUCUCCUUAAGCCUCUCAUUUACCCAAAUAUAGUUAUCACAAAGCAGGAUGUUGCAUGCGGCUUUCUGGUAUUCUUCCAAUUUAUUAUCCUCACAUCUAUCCCACAUAUCAUUAACCCCCGAUUUCACUUCACCACGCCGUUAGUCAGCGGUCUUUUCUAUCUCGCACCUUGGGGGGGCUUCGUUCUCGGAUCAUUAGUUGGGGGGAUUGUCUCUGACAGGACCACCAAACGGUAUAUUGCAAAGAGGGACGGAAUCCGUUUACCUCAGGAUAGGCUGAACGGUGGUCUACCCAUAUGGCUGGGGGUCAUGCCCGUAAGCAUGGUCAUUUACGGGUGGACCUUGGACCUGGAAGUUGGCGGGAUGGCUGUCCCGAUUAUUAGCGUGUUUUUUGCGGCUGGCAGUAUUGUCGUCGCCUUUAACGGGCUUAAUACUUACACCGCAGAAGCACUCCCUGAACAUCGGUUCGCUGCCAUCAGCGGGAAAUAUAUCAUCCAGUAUGUAUUCGGGGCUGUGAGCACCGCUGCCGUGGUGCCAUUAAUUGAUGGCAUAGGGGUAGGUUUAGUAUUUACUGUCUGUGCUAUAAUCAGCAUUAUCGGGGGACUUGGAGUCUUUCUCGUUGCCAGGUAUGGCCUCCAGAUGCAGAACCACCGGGUGAGCUCGGGAGUAUAA
Messenger RNA from Aspergillus caelatus, 1332 nucleotides. RefSeq names its product major facilitator superfamily domain-containing protein. The coding region runs from base 1 to 1332 and encodes 443 amino acids. NCBI's taxonomy places the organism in Eukaryota, Fungi, Ascomycota, Eurotiomycetes, Eurotiales, Aspergillaceae. The record is from RefSeq and is a predicted model, not a curated record. The transcript has 6 exons. Gene Ontology annotation, molecular function: transmembrane transporter activity. Gene Ontology annotation, biological process: transmembrane transport.